Molecule: messenger RNA, 837 nt
Organism: Ogataea philodendri
Lineage: Eukaryota; Fungi; Ascomycota; Pichiomycetes; Pichiales; Pichiaceae
Exons: 4
Coding region: 1-837 (278 amino acids)
Source: RefSeq, a predicted model, not a curated record
AUGGAUUAUGUAAUACAUAAAGCCGGAGUGGCCUUUGGAACGGGACGCAAAUUGCUGUCCUGCUGCGAGGCCAGCAAGCUAGAGUUCGAUCCAGAGCCUGAUCCUGAAGCUAUUUCGCCAGACAGUCCUGUUUGGGUAGGCUGUCUGGAGAACGAGGCAACGGGAGCAGACGCCACGGGAGCAGCAGGUCUGGCUUCUUCUUGGCAUGGUGUUCAAAGUCCCCGAGGAGCUUUGUCUGUGUGUAUACUGUUGGGUUGGAAUGGUAUUGGAGGAGCCGUUUCCAGACUGGUACGAUGGCAUCAUGGAGUGUCUGGAAGGCAUUCCACGGGUAUCGUUACCAAGAAUGGGUCCGUUAAUCAUCGUGGUGGACUUGCGGUUCUUUCUAGACGUUGGCUUGAACUGUCUGCUUGCCUGGCGAGACAUGUGGCUCUGGAAAUCGCCAUUGUCGUAGUUUCCUUGAUGACCAUUCAUUCCCGAGAACAUGGACAGGAGGGAAGAUCUGUUGCUGGUUCGGAAGACCCUGCGAAGGAAGACCUUGUGGUAGUCCCUGUUGCGGAACAUAGGUCGGAGACGAUGAUCCGUUGUAGUAUUCUGGACCUGGAGCAGCAGGCGGAACAGGUUGAGCAGGCUGGGCAGGUUGCACAGAGAACGGCUGUUGUUGGUAUUGUUGAUAUUGCUGCUGGUACUGAGCCUGUUGAGCAGCCUGUUGCUGUUGCUGGUAUUGCUGGUACUGCUGAGCCUGCUGGGCCUGUUGAGUCUGCGGAGCUGGCUGCUGGUAGUACGGCUGUGCCGCUGGUGGCAGUUGCUGGGUCUCACGCUGUUGAGAAUAAAUACUAG